AUGGCUUCUGCAAUAACUUCACCUAAUACAUGUGCAACAUCGGACUGUAAGAGCUUUUCUAAUGCUCUGUGUUUACACUGUAAUACAUUUGUCUGUACAAAACAUUAUCUUGAACAUGUGAAAUUAAUAAAUGAUAACGUUGUGCAUUUAUCAGAUCAAUUAAAUUCAAUAAUAAGCAGUCUCAAUCAAUUUAAUAUUACUCGUCUUGCUGAACAUGCAACAGAACAACUCGAGCAAUGGCGCGAAGAAUGUCAUCGUAUGAUCGAUAAAUUAUACGACGAAAAGAAAACAUCAUUAGAAACAAUUAUUCAACUAAAAUUAAAAGAGGAAAGAUCAGUUGGAAAACAAUUGUGUGAAUCUGUACAAAAAUUGCUUGAUCAAGAUAAUGCUUCGUAUUAUCAAGUAGAACAAUUAAAAAAACAGAUUAAAGCAUUCAAUGAUCGCUGUACAACUCUUGAAAAAUCCGAUUUUUUUCACAUUGAUAUAAAACCACUCGAAAUCAAUACACAUUUGAUUACAAUCAAAGCAAAAUAUUUUGGUUUCUUUACUGGUGGUGGUUCACUUCUUCGUCUUGAAAAUCAAAUACAACUCAACAAAUGGAUUGGUAUUCAAGAACAAAAAUGGCGUUUGGUCUACAAAGGUAAACGUGAUGGAUUCGAAGCUGAAGACUUUCAUCGUUGUUCGGAUAAUCAAGGACCAACUCUGACGAUUAUUCAAUCGAAAGAAGGUGGAUGGUUAUUUGGAGGAUAUACUUCAAAAGAUUGGAGUUCCGUAGUAGGCUAUGCAGAAGAUUUGGCUACACCAUUUAUUUUUACGCUGACGAAUCCACACAACAUUCCACCUACCAAGUAUAUUAUCAGUCCAACGAAAGUCGUACAUGCUGUUGCACAUAGUCCUGCUUACGGUCCAACGUUUGGUGGGGGAUUCGAUUUACAUGUGUGCGACGAAAGUCAAUCUACUGAAGACAGUUAUUUCAAAUUUCCCACAUCAUAUGAUGACACAACUGGAAAAGGAGAAUUAACUUUCACUGGAAACAAUCAUUUUGUAACAUCCGAUAUAGAAGUUUAUCGGUUAGCAUAA
This is a messenger RNA of Rotaria sp. Silwood2, 1080 nucleotides long. NCBI's taxonomy places the organism in Eukaryota, Metazoa, Rotifera, Eurotatoria, Philodinida, Philodinidae. The record is from the annotation of a GenBank genome assembly.